CCACAAACAUAAAGCACAUACAACAGCCACCAAACGUCUCAAACAUUCCUUUUUCUUCUUUUAAAACCACUUGUUCAUAAAGCUGCUUAUUUUCCUUUUCAGAAAGAAAAAAAAACUCCAUUUCUCCUUUGCUUCUUCCUCCUUCUUCAUCCAUGGAUACUGUUCAAUGGCCUCAGGAGAUAAUGGUGAAGCCAAUGGAAGAGAUAAUACAAAACACAAAUGGCUCAUCAAAACCUAAUUCAUGUGUAGAAAGAAAAGUUAGGCCACAAAAAGACCAAGCUUUGAACUGUCCAAGGUGUAAUUCAACAAACACAAAGUUUUGUUACUACAAUAACUAUAGUCUUUCUCAGCCAAGGUAUUUUUGCAAGACUUGUAGAAGAUAUUGGACUGCUGGUGGAUCUCUUAGAAAUAUUCCUGUUGGUGGUGGUUCAAGAAAAAACAAGAAAUCUUCCUCUAAUUCUUCCUCCUAUUCAAAUCAUGUUAAUAAUCCUUUGAAAAAACUUCCUGAUUUGAUUAAUCCACCAUCUCAUAAUCAUGAUCAAAACCCUAGUAAGAUCCAUAUUGAAGGGAGCCAAGAUCUUAACUUGGGUUUUUCAUCCGAUUUCAAGACUAUCACUGAGCUAAUUCAGGUACCAAAUUAUGAUGCAAGCAACAAGGACAACAACAGUCCAAGUAUUUCACCUUUGCCUCCUCCUCCAUCUUCUUCUUCUUCUGCGUCUUCGUCAUCUCAGCUUUCAGCUUUGGAAUUAAUUAAUGGGAUUACAUCAAGAGGGAUGAAUAAUAAUUCAUUUAUGUCAAUGGCCAAUAUUUCUGAUCCAAAUUCAGUUUAUAAUAACUCAUCUGGAUUUUCUUUGCCAUCUCUAAAUUUCUCAUUGGAUCAUGGACUUGGAAAUGCAGCCUAUGGAAAUAAUCUCCAAGAGACAAAUACAAGUGGAAGGUUUUUGUUUCCUUUUGUAGGUUUAAAACAAAUUUCAACCACAAAUACUACAAAUGAUGGUGCUAAUGAGAAUAAUAGAGAUCAUCAUCAGCCUGCUGGAGAAUCUACUAAUGGAUUUUGGAAUGGGAUGUUAGGAGGAGGAGGAUCUUG
Messenger RNA from Nicotiana tabacum (common tobacco), 1087 nucleotides. Its product is annotated as dof zinc finger protein DOF4.6-like. Gene Ontology annotation, biological process: regulation of DNA-templated transcription. The record is from RefSeq and is a predicted model, not a curated record. NCBI's taxonomy places the organism in Eukaryota, Viridiplantae, Streptophyta, Magnoliopsida, Solanales, Solanaceae. Gene Ontology annotation, molecular function: DNA binding; DNA-binding transcription factor activity.